This is a messenger RNA of Syzygium oleosum, 1410 nucleotides long. RefSeq lists its product as uncharacterized. The transcript has 8 exons. The record is from RefSeq and is a predicted model, not a curated record. NCBI's taxonomy places the organism in Eukaryota, Viridiplantae, Streptophyta, Magnoliopsida, Myrtales, Myrtaceae. The coding region runs from base 57 to 1043 and encodes 328 amino acids.
AAGACCCUCAAAAGGAAGGCCCUCCUAAACAAAGAACGCCUCACAGCAGAGUAACAAUGGAGGCGCUCGCCUGCAGCUGCGGCAACUCCUGGUUCACUCGCCGAACCUCCCAUCACCACCGCCGUCCGUCACGAUCUCCCUUCUUUCCUUCUUCGCUCCAAAUUCACCAUCCCGUCCGACGGUGGCCACGUCUCGCGUCAGGUUUGAAUUUGUGGAGCUAUGGAUUGGUGUCAUCCUCUGGAGGCACAAUAAGAGCUGUGAAUGGAAGCGAGACGGAAUAUUUGUCGCCGUGGGAUGAUAAACCUUACGAAACAUUGCCAAAUGGUAGAAUAGCUUACUUGGAUGAGCAAGAUGUGGUCGCAUUUCUUGACCCUCCCAAGGAGUUGAUUCCUCUUGACCCCAGUUCUUACAACCCAGCUGCUUACUUAUGGAAGAAAAUUGAUGACAUUCCGGAGGAAAGGCGCCAUCGAUUACUGCACUUGCUAAAACCGAGGCUUAUAUCAAGAGCCUGGGAGGUAGCUGGCACGCGCUAUGAGGAUCCUAAGUUAGCAAAGAAAAAAGCGUCCAGUUUUCUCUCUGGCGAAGCUAAAGAGACAUCGCUUGAGUAUUACUAUUGUCGAACCAGUGGAGGUCCUCCCUCUGUUGCUUGGAUAAAUUUCUUCAAAAAGGCUAUAUUCUGUUCCAAGGAUGAGAAGAAGUAUGGCCGUUUUAUUGGCGAAUCGCUACCAGGUCAAUUAGCUAGUUCCUUUUAUCCACUGUACUUUGUGGUGACACAAGUCAAGGAAGUAAUGUCCACAGAACAGCCUUGUGAUCUAGCGUACGAAUUCGGCGAUGGAUUACUGGAUCUCUGUGACUACCCAGAGAGCUUCCCUAAACCAGGGAAGCACCCUUAUCCUUUCAACGAUGAAGUUGUCGUGUACCUUCGUUACAUUGGGCCUGGAGUCUUGGUAGGACAAGCAUGGCAAGAAGGAAAGAAUUUGCAGCAAGUGCCUCAAAAGUUGUGCGACGAAAUUCUGAUGGUGAAGGAUUAUGCAGCAUGCUGAGGAUGAGGACCUCUUGGCAUCGAAUUACUUCCCGCUCUCUGCACUGCUCUUCUGAAGCCGUUUAUGACCACUGCUUCUAGUUUAGUUCAACCAAUUAUGCUCUGCCCUUGGGAAUCAUCUGUACGCGCGAUACCGGCAACGGAGUCAAGAUGAGCUUUUCUCAUUGUUCUGAUCAUGUGAGGAUACUGGGUGAAGAAGCAAACUAAGAGGAGCUUGAUUUGACCGUAAGCAUUGUGGCUUUGAAGCCAUGUAGGCGCCUGUGCACAACAUAAAGAAAAUGCGGUGAACCCACUGUUGUUGAGAGAUUCUAGCAUGGAUUGAGUUCAGAGAUUUAAAUGGAAUCACACCUCCUAGAGAUAUUGAGUUA